Molecule: messenger RNA, 1636 nt
Organism: Tarenaya hassleriana
Lineage: Eukaryota; Viridiplantae; Streptophyta; Magnoliopsida; Brassicales; Cleomaceae
Product: aspartyl protease AED3-like
Exons: 3
Coding region: 50-1369 (439 amino acids)
Biological process (GO): proteolysis
Molecular function (GO): aspartic-type endopeptidase activity
Source: RefSeq, a predicted model, not a curated record
AAAAUCCCUCGCGCACACAAAAAAAAAACCCGAAAAAAAUAAAAUAAAAAUGAUUUCUCAUAUUCUCUUCCUUCAGCUUCUCCUCUUCAUCCCACCAACACUCUCACUGAACCAUCAACCCAACUGUGACCUAAACGCUCACAACCAAGGCUCAACCCUAAAGAUCUUCCACAUAGACAGCCCAUGUUCACCCUUCAAACCCAAAACCUCACUCCCCUGGGAGGCGCGUGUACUUCAGAUGCUUGCCGACGACGAGGCUCGCCUCCGAUAUCUGAGCAGCCUGAUCGCCGGGAAAUCUAACAUCCCCGUGGCCUCGGGUCGUCAGAUCCUAGGAACUCCCACGUACAUUGUUAAGGCACGGGUCGGGACUCCGGCUCAGUCCCUGCUCGUGGCCGUGGACACGAGCAGCGACUUCACCUGGUUCCCUUGCACCGGCUGCGUCGGUUGCCCGUCGAAGACGGGUUUUUCGCCGGAAAAGUCGACUACGUUCAAGAACGUUAGCUGUAACUCUCUUCAGUGUAGGCAGGUCCCCAAUCCCACGUGCGGCACCGGCGCGUGCGCUUUUAACCUCACCUACGGCAGUUCCUCCCUCGCCGGAAACUUCUCUGUCGACACUCUCCGCCUCGCCGCUGACCCGAUCCCCUCCUUCGCCUUCGGCUGUGUCCGCCGGGUCUCUGCAGGAGCCACCGUCACUCCGCCGCAGGGCCUGUUGGGCCUUGGCCGAGGCUCAUUAUCACUCUUGUCCCAGUCUCAGUCUCUCUACAAAUCCACGUUCUCUUACUGUCUGCCGAGUUUCAGGUCACUUAACUUCUCCGGGUCGUUGAGAUUGGGCCCGACGGCUCAGCCGAUUCGUCUUAAGUUCACGCCUCUGCUCCGGAACCCUAGGAGGUCGUCGCUGUAUUACGUCAAGCUCGUCGGGAUCCGCGUCGGCCGGAAAGUUGUCGACCUCCCUCCGGAUGCCAUUGCCUUCAAUCCCACCACCGGCGCCGGAACCAUCAUCGACUCCGGGACAGUGUUCACUAGGCUGGCGACGCCGGUUUACGAGGCGGUGAGGAACGAGUUCAGGAAGCGCGUGAAGCCACGCUCCGCCGUCGUGUCGUCCUUGGGUGGUUUCGACACGUGUUAUUCGACGUCGAUCGUCGCGCCGACGGUGACUUUCGUGUUCCCCGGUGUGAACUUGACGAUUCCGGCGGAGAAUCUGUUGAUCCACAGCACGUUGGGGAGCACCACGUGCUUGGCCAUCGCGGCGGCGCCGGACAACGUCAACUCUGUGGUCAACGUGAUCGCCAGCAUGCAGCAGCAGAACCACCGCGUCCUAAUCGACGUUCCCAACUCUCGGCUCGGCCUGGCCCGCGAGCGUUGCUCGUGAGGACGGGACGCUAGGCAUGACCAUGUGCUUCCACUCGUCGGAGAUUAAUCCUUGUUAUUAAUAAAUAAAUUAGAAAAAAAAAAACUUAUAUUUGGGUUUGUUGUUAAGGAUUUUGAUUGUCAAGUUUGUGAUAUGGUAACGUGUUUUUGUUGAUCGACUCUCGGGUUACUAGAGUACACUCGUAGGGAACAAGUUACGUGUCGUGGAAUGUGUUUGGAGUUUUCUUUUAAUUAGCGUAUGAAUGAGAAUUUUAAUCUUUUUAUGAUC